This is a messenger RNA of Plasmodium reichenowi, 657 nucleotides long. RefSeq names its product protein tyrosine phosphatase. NCBI's taxonomy places the organism in Eukaryota, Apicomplexa, Aconoidasida, Haemosporida, Plasmodiidae. The coding region runs from base 1 to 657 and encodes 218 amino acids. The record is from RefSeq and is a predicted model, not a curated record. Gene Ontology annotation, cellular component: nucleus. The transcript has a single exon. Gene Ontology annotation, molecular function: protein tyrosine/serine/threonine phosphatase activity. Gene Ontology annotation, biological process: protein dephosphorylation.
AUGAAGAGUUUGGAGAAUAACGAAAUGCAUAACUUGUGUCCAAUACAUUAUUAUUUUAACGGGAGAGAUUAUAAUAGUGAUACAAUAAUAAAUAAUGUAAAUAUAAAAUAUUUCAAUAUGGAUAAUUGUUUAGGGAAUGCUAAUCUUCAUAUGGAUUAUUUAAAUCCUGUAUUAAACCAUCCAACUAAAAUAGAACAUGGAAAAAUAAAAAUUUUAAUAUUAGAUGCACCUACAAAUGAUUUAUUACCCUUAUAUAUAAAGGAAAUGAAAAACUAUAAUGUAACAGAUUUAGUACGUACAUGUGAAAGGACAUAUAAUGAUGGGGAAAUUAAGGACGCUGGGAUUAAUGUCCAUGAACUUAUUUUUCCUGAUGGGGAUGCCCCAACAGAAGAUAUAGUGUCGAAUUGGUUAAAUAUUGUGAAUAAUGUUAUAAAAAAUAAUUGUGCGGUAGCAGUUCAUUGUGUAGCUGGAUUAGGAAGAGCUCCUGUUUUAGCUUCUAUCGUUUUAAUAGAAUUUGGAAUGGACCCUAUUGAUGCCAUAGUUUUUAUAAGAGAUAGAAGGAAAGGAGCUAUUAAUAAAAGACAAUUACAGUUUUUAAAAGAAUAUAGGAAAAAAAAAAAAAAAAAAAAUUGUCUUAGGAAAUGUCAUUUUAUGUGA